CACCAGUGUCGUUGUAUAUAACCGACUGGACUGCUGUAGUACACGGGCAAGGAACAUUACACUGACAAUCGGUAAAAGUUUGGACUCUAUGAGUAAGGCUGGAUACCUAGAUGGCGGGUUGACCACUCAUACGUUCACCGUUGACCCAUCAUUGGUAGGACGUUUCGUGCAAUUGCAGCUGAAAGAGAUAACGGAAUUUUUCCAUCUAUGUGAGGUAGAAGUCAUGGCAUAUCCCUCAGUAACCCAUUCGAAAAUCACAAAACGAAUCUUUGAUGCAAGCAACGAAGAGGAUGGGAUAAGUUCUGAAUUAACAAACUCAACUCCAAUUGUUCAUGUGGGUCAGAAAUUGAGGCUACAAUGUACGGCCAACACUGGGACUUUCAACACAUCGGUGCAAAUUGUUUGGAUGAAAAGCAGUCUUGAGAACGGUGGCCAUCUUGCCCCUUUUUCCUCGGAUAAACAAAUAAUCGGAGAACCGAAGGAUUUUGGCUUGUAUUCAGUCGACGGAAACAGAGGUGUUUUAAGUAAAACGACAGCUAAGGAGUUUCCUAUAAAUACGACAGUUAUAUCGGGAACUAUUGGAGGUGUUUGCGCUUUGAUUAUUCUUGGAGCCGCCGGGAUUCUCCUGAGGAGAAAUAUCUCCAAUGGCUGCUGUCAUAGAGCUGGUACUUGUUCAUUGUUUGCAGGUUUUAUUUAG
Molecule: messenger RNA, 697 nt
Organism: Mya arenaria
Lineage: Eukaryota; Metazoa; Mollusca; Bivalvia; Myida; Myidae
Exons: 5
Coding region: 89-697 (202 amino acids)
Source: RefSeq, a predicted model, not a curated record